GCCGUUCGCAGCCCCUUCAGCACUCCGCAGCCGGACGCGGACACGGACUCGGAGGCGCCGAAAGCUGACAUUCCGGCUGUGCCGAAAGCGGCGACGGCGAGCCCGGGGAAGGUGAAACAAAAGGAGCGCAAGGGCGCGCGAGAGGCAAGGCACUCCAUUGACCUGAAAACCGACCUGAAAGUGGCCCCGUGGCGACAGGACUGCUGCUGGCGCUUGCUGUUGGUUCUGGCGGUGCUUCUGGCGUUCGCGGGCCUGGGGCUUUUCACGCUGCACCUCUGGCAGCGGCGCCUCUUGGACGAGGAGCUGGUCCGGCGGCAAAGCAGCCAGGUGCAGCAGCUCCAAUCCGAGCUCAAGGAGGCUCAGACGGAGACCGCGCAGCUGCAGGUCCAAACCUCCGAGCUGCGGGGCCUGCAGAAGACCUACCACGCAGAGAAGGAGGAUGCCGAGCAAAAGGUCUCGGAAGUGACAGAGGAGUUGGGGGAGGAGACCGCGCAGGUGAAAGAUCUCGAGGGCAAGCUGCAGGCCGUCCAUGCCACCGCAAGGAAGCUCAGCAGCGCGCUGCAGACCGACGCCUCUGCGCUCCGCGCCACCGGCGCCAGCGACACCCGCGCCCUGCGGUCCCUGCGCCUCGCCACGCUCAGUCGGAGCCAGAAGCUGGAAGAAGAGGACCAGAAGCUGGCGGAAGAGGACCAACAGCUCGCGGAGAGGGAUCAGAAGCUGGCGGAGGAGGAGCAGAAGCUGGCGCAGAAGGAAGGUCAGAUCCAGUGGCUGCACGGCAAGCUCGAGGAAGCACGCAAGAAGGAGGCCGAUCUCAGGACGCAGCUGCAAAGCCAAGAGGAGGCCGUGCGCCUUGCCAAGAGCGAUGCAAAAGCAAAGCUCGCGCGAGCAUCGCAGGAGGCGCUUCUACGCGAGAAAUCCGCCGAGGCCAAGACGCAGGAGCAGCUGAGCUCAGACCAGACCUUGGUGCAGAACCUCCUGCGCCAGUUGGCCGCCACCAGCCAGCAGCGCAGCGAAGGCGAGAAGCACGUGAGGCAGUUGGAAGAGCAACUGCAGAUGCAGGCCCGUCUGGUGCAUGGCCGCUAA
Messenger RNA from Effrenium voratum, 1083 nucleotides. The record is from the annotation of a GenBank genome assembly. Lineage: Eukaryota; Dinophyceae; Suessiales; Symbiodiniaceae.